Molecule: messenger RNA, 1626 nt
Organism: Acanthosepion pharaonis
Lineage: Eukaryota; Metazoa; Mollusca; Cephalopoda; Sepiida; Sepiidae
Source: the annotation of a GenBank genome assembly
AUGGGGACAUGUUACUCCAAGUCAGGUCAUGAUGCUGCGGAGGGGAACUCUAAGAACCAGCCUCUCUCCAAAGAAUCCGGGCGCCACCAACCAAACGGAUCUCUCUACGUCUAUCGACCCGGCAAAGAUCAUGGCUCCUCUCAGUCAGCUUCUGCAUCUCAAUCGGGCAAUGUAGGCAGCCAGGACAAAGGGGAAGAGGUUCUCAAAAUUAAUACAAUCGACAGUGGCAUCGAGAGCCUGACCUCUUCGCAGUGUAAUAAAGAGCUGAAAGAACUUGCCGAGAACAGUGAGCUUCGUGAAGCAACAGACACCUUUGAGCUCAUUGACAAUGGCCCAUGUGCUUGCGGGGAGAACUGUGAUGUGAAUGGUCAGUGCAAAUUUGAGUGCCUGUCCAAGCUGCCCGAGAGCAAUGUUGAGUGGACAUCUGGCCAUGGCCGGCCACUCUCUCAACCAGCCCGCAAGUGCAUAGAGUCCAGCAUUCCACUUAUUCAUCGUAAGUCCCGUUGUAAAGGACGGAUAGAGCGCAAAUCGAGCCGGCUUUCCUGGAAGUCGACGGACAGCCUUGACUGGACCCGGACCAUGGUGACCACCAUGGACCGCACUACUAGUCAGGUGUCAGAUAUAUUUGUCGAUGACAUCAGUCUGCAUGCCCCCCUGGCUCAUUUUGACUCUAUUGAGUUCUCUGGUGAGGAUAAGGACAGCGACGCAAAUGGUGCUCCAAAGGCUUGUUUGAAGACGGUUGUUGCCGUGACCGCAAACAGUAGUGAAAUCGAGUCAUCCACUUGCAGUACCACGAUCUUGAUCUCAAAUGAUAAGCCGGCCAGUGAGAAGCAGGCCGAGAAUGUAGAAAGCACAAGUGUCCAGUCCACUGACCGCACAAGCAAGGAUAUCAACAUUGAGGAAAUUGUUAAGAAGCAGUUGUCCAGUCAGUCACUCCUCGGAUCAAGGGAAGGUGAAAGUUCCAGCCUGGCCGGAUCCCUCCUGAAUUUCCCCCCCAAGUCAGAGGUUACAUCAGUGGUCGUGGAUGGCAAAGAGGUUGUGCUGAUUGAUGCAGAUACGUAUUCGCAAGUAAUGGACGAAAUUGCUUUACUCAAGACGAAACUAGGACAAUUGACGAGUGUCAUCCAGACGGAGUCGUUGAAUUACUGCGAUCCAGCUAAUAUUCAGAGUACUGCUUGGCUGACUGGGACAAUGGACACAUCGUACAGUUAUGAUCAGAACAUUGGUGGUGCUCCAGCUGUUUUGGGUAGUGUUGGUGAGCAAUUGAUUGACAACACCUCAUCCUCCUCAACAGAACAAAAGGGUUCAGAUUUCACUUCAUCAACACCACAUGUGGUUGCAGAUCCCUCAUCAUCAUCCGAGAAAUGUCCUGCCGACGUCUCUUUGUUGGCCGAGAAAUUGGUUGCAGAGGUGCUGCCUGCUUCAGCAGCACAGCUUGCCAUGAUGGCUCCAAGUUCUGCAAUUCCCCAGGAUGUUGAAAACAGUCCCACAGAGAUCCUGGAUCCACCGCCUCCAGAAUGUGCACAGGAGCAAAUCGAUUCCCUCUCAGCUCCUACCAGUUCUGAAGGUCAAACACUGGCAGCAGACCCCAGUACAAAUGCAGAAAAUACAUCCUCUAAGACAUGA